CGGAUGUCGUCCCACUUUCUUAGAAGCAUGGAGCAAGGCAUUAGUUUUGAAAGUUGCGUUCCUCGAUUCCGUUGGUGCUUUGAUCCAAAGAUCCCAUCAGCGAUAAGAGAUAUUGUGCGGUCAGGAUUUCUUACAGUUUGCUCUCGCUGUGUUCUGCACAACCUUCAUAUCAGAACAUCGUAACUUUAGCCAAAAUGCCCUCGCAAGUUCUCAAUGCUUUUGAUGAGAUUCAAAAAGCUGGGACAACGCUCAUAGUCGACUCUGCGAACUUCCACAAUCUUGCGAGAUUCAAGGCUGCAGAGGCAACCACCAAUCCGUCCAUCAUAUAUGCUGCAGCGCAAAAGCCUGAAUAUGACUAUGUUCUCGCACGUUCGGUGGAGUAUAUUCGCCAACUCGAGAAAUCGUCACCAUCCUUGUCAAGAACACAACUUCUUGACCUUGGAAUCGAGCACCUCGCAGUUCAAUUCGGCACGGAGCUUUACAAGAUCACUGGCGGGAUUUCUACGCAGGUUGAGGUGAUCUACUCCUUCAGCGUGCAAAAGACAGUGGAUGCAGCUCUGCGUCUGAUUGAACUUUACAAGGCCGAAGGUGUCCCUAAAUCAGCCAUUAGGAUCAAAAUCAGUGCCACCUGGGAAGGCAUCCAAGCCGCCCGGAUACUCGAGUCAGAGCACGACGUUCGGGUCUUGAUAACAGUUGUCUUUGGCUUGUCGCAGGUCGCAGCAGCCGCGGAAGCUGGAGUCUCUUGUGUCGCUCCCUACGUGGGCCGGAUUGGAGACUGGUACAAAGCGGCCGAGGGCGUCGCACGGAAAGACGGCCUAGACAUGGGCGUUGAGCGCGUCAAAGAAAUGCAGAAUUAUCUUCGCAAGCACGGCUACAGAACCAAAGUGAUGGGAGCAAGCUUCAGAACCACUGCACAGGCAAUUGAUCUUGCGGGUGCCGACUAUCUGACGAUCUCUCCCACUGUUCUGGAUGCGCUCAAGGAACAUGUUGGCAAAGUGAGCCCUCAGUUGACAGCCGAGAGUGCCACCGCGUCUACAGUUCCGCAGAUAAAAUACAGCGAGGACGAGUUUCGCUGGGCCUUCAACUCAGAUGCGUGUGCCGUCGAGAAAUCGGCAGACGCUAUAAGACGGUUUGCGGCAGACUCCGAAAAGUUGAAGGGCAUGCUUGCGGAUCGGUUGUAAUCUCAAGACAAUUUCGACCACUUCGAUAGACUUUAGAGAUACAUGUGCUUUUCAAUUUUACUGUUAAAGAUGGUGAUUCGAAUAAAAUUAGACCAGGUUGAUAUAUCGGCAAAAAAAAUUUUUUUUUUUCAAAAAUGUUGAUUAUAUCUUCAGCCUUCUACUUCGUGCAGGC
Verruconis gallopava is the source of this 1353-nucleotide messenger RNA. Its product is annotated as transaldolase. Lineage: Eukaryota; Fungi; Ascomycota; Dothideomycetes; Venturiales; Sympoventuriaceae. Gene Ontology annotation, biological process: carbohydrate metabolic process. The coding region runs from base 195 to 1181 and encodes 328 amino acids. Gene Ontology annotation, cellular component: intracellular anatomical structure. The record is from RefSeq and is a predicted model, not a curated record. The transcript has 3 exons.